This is a messenger RNA of Aspergillus affinis, 5205 nucleotides long. Its product is annotated as putative PHD transcription factor (Rum1). Gene Ontology annotation, biological process: chromatin remodeling. Gene Ontology annotation, cellular component: nucleus. Lineage: Eukaryota; Fungi; Ascomycota; Eurotiomycetes; Eurotiales; Aspergillaceae. Bases 1 to 5205 code for a protein of 1734 amino acids. Gene Ontology annotation, molecular function: histone demethylase activity; DNA binding. The transcript is spliced from 5 exons. The record is from RefSeq and is a predicted model, not a curated record.
AUGGUGGCUCCGGCCUCAACGGGAGGCAACUCGACAGGCUUGCAGCCUUCGGCGAGCCGUCAACCUACCCGAUCCUCCAGCACCCACCCAUCGCAUUCUCACAAUGUACCUCUGAGCGCUCGACGCUCCGAACCUCUGGAUCUGUCCACGGUAGAGCGACGAGGACAGGCUAAUGCUCCUCGAGAACCGAGCAAACGAAUCCGACCUCAUGGCCUGCAAGAAGCCCCGACCUUUCGUCCAACCGAGGAGGAGUUCAGGGAUCCGGAAGCAUACAUUCGGAAGAUCGCGCCCGAAGGCAAGAAAUAUGGAAUUUGCAGGGUUAUUCCACCAGAAGGAUGGCAACCCACCUUUGCUAUUGACACGGAGCGCUUUCACUUCAAAACUCGUCGACAGGAGCUUAACUCGGUUGAAGGAGGUAUGCCCCCGCGUUCAGCCACGUUCGCUGCCGGUGGAACUCCGCAGCCCAGUUCUGACUCGAACCCAGGUACUCGUGCGAACUUGAACUACCUCGACCAGUUGGCCAAGUAUCAUAAACAAAAUGGUACCAAUCUCAAUCGCUUCCCAAGUGUCGAUAAGCGACCCCUGGAUCUUUACAAGUUGAAAAAGGCGGUCGAAGUUCGAGGUGGUUUUGAUCAAGUCUGCAAGAUGAAGAAAUGGGCGGAGAUUGGUCGCGAUCUGGGCUAUAGCGGCAAAAUUAUGUCUUCUCUUUCGACAUCGCUUAAAAAUUCUUAUCAGAGAUGGCUUCAACCGUACGAGGAAUAUCUACGGGUAGCUAAGCCUGGAGUGCAGCAGCAACUGGAGCUGGAACAUGGCGGGCCUUACACGCCGUCGCCCAACCAUUCACCUAUGACCAAGAAGCCGAUCCCGCCGGAAAACCGGACUCCUUCAGCGACUCCUCAAAGCGCACUUAGCAUGGCGGCUACGGCUCCCCAGAGCACCUCGAAAGAGUAUGAGGCAACCCCUGAUAAACUCCCGCCAGCGGUUGAGCCUACUCCACCCCGACCCAUCGCCUCCGGUUUUACUCCCGUCAAUGCCAGCUCCGGCUUCACCGCUGUCAAUCAAUCUCCUUUUGUCGCGGUCAACAGUGCUCCGGUGAAACGUGAAGCUGAGAAUGGCUCACUUACCCCGAAAAGCGUCGCAGAACACCCUGCCACGUCGACGCCUGUCUCUAAUGGCCACGGAAGCCAUCCGAUGAAACGCGCGAUCAGCCAUGAAAGCGGUUCGCAAACUGACAACGGCGAUGAUCCGAACGGCCGGCGAAGUAAGCGCCUUCGAAAAGAUGCUCCACCAACUGUCGCUGGUUCACACAUGAGUCUUCUUCGUCCUACUCCUCCACGGCCCCGUAAGAGUGACAGUCGCAAAACCGGUGAUAAGUGCGAGAACUGUGGAAAGUCAGAAGAUCAAUCUUCUAUUCUUGUGUGUGAUAGCUGUGAUCACGGGUACCAUAAGCAAUGUCUCGACCCUCCCUUGACAACUGUCCCGGAGUAUGACUGGCACUGCCCCAAGUGUCUUGUAGGCACCGGGGAGUUCGGUUUCGAAGAAGGAGGAGUUUAUUCCCUGAAGCAAUUCCAGGAGAAGGCCCGUAACUUCAAGAAACAUUACUUUGCCUCCAAGAUGCCUUUUGAUCCCGUUCUCAACACUCACCGUCGUGAAUCCGAGGAUGACGUGGAACGUGAGUUUUGGCGGUUAGUGGAAAGUCUGACGGAGACGGUUGAAGUCGAAUACGGUGCCGACAUCCACUCAACUACGCAUGGAAGUGGGUUUCCCACGAUCGAGCGGAAUCCGCUCGACCGAUAUUCAGUUGACCCUUGGAAUCUAAAUGUUCUCCCGUUCCAUGGGGACUCGCUUUUCCGCCAUAUCAAGUCUGACAUUUCCGGCAUGACGGUUCCCUGGGUGUAUGUCGGCAUGUGUUUCUCAACCUUCUGUUGGCACAACGAGGAUCAUUACGCCUAUUCCGCCAAUUACCAGCACUUUGGUGCCACCAAGACAUGGUACGGAAUUCCCGGGGCGGAUGCCGAAGCAUUCGAGGAGGCAAUGCGACAGGCUGUCCCGGAGCUUUUCGAAGGUCAGCCCGACUUGCUUUUCCAGCUUGUUACUCUGAUGCCACCGGACCAACUCCGGAAAGCCGGCGUCAAUGUCUAUGCACUUGAUCAAAGGGCCGGGCAAUUUGUCAUCACUUUCCCGCAGGCGUAUCAUGCUGGGUUCAACCACGGCUUCAAUUUCAACGAAGCUGUCAACUUUGCGCCCGCAGACUGGGAGCCGUGGGGUGCAGCGGGUGUCGAGCGUUUACAGGCCUUCCGGCGUCAUCCAUGUUUCUCACACGACGAGUUGCUAUUAACAGCAGCGGCUCGUGAUCCAUCAAUCAAAACUGCCAAGUGGUUGGCUCCUGCGCUCCAGAGGACCUCUGAGCGUGAACUGGCUGAUCGAGCCUUAUUUGCAGCUCAACAUCGAGAGGUCGCUCCUCAUAAUUGCACUCUCGGAUCCCGGGAGCCUCCGGCUGCUGGUGGUUGUCAACUAAAACUCAUAGUCGAAGAGGAAGAUCUUCCCGAGGAGGAUUACCAAUGCCAAUUCUGCAAGGCUCUUAGCUACCUGACGCAAUUCCGCUGCCAUAGGACCGGGAAGACAGUGUGCCUGGUACACGUGGAAACUUACGAUUGCUGUGGAGAACCGCUCACCCAAAGGUUACUUGGACCAGACCACACAUUGCGUUACCGGAUUAGCGACGACGACUUAAGAACCUUGGUACACAAGGUUCAGGAACGUGCCAGGAUCCCGGAAGCAUGGGGUGAGAAGCGUGACAAGACUCUGGAAGAAGAUCCUAGGCCCCAGUUGAAGGUCCUUCAUAACCUACUAAAUGAAGGUGAGAAAAUCCCAUACCAUUUGCCUGGUCUCCAAGAUCUUGCGGCGUUCGUUCAGCGUUGCGAUAAAUGGGUUGAAGAAGCAACCAACUACAUCACCCGGAAGCAGCAGAACCGGAGGAAGAACGAGAAGGCUUGGCGCAGGAGUACUUCUAAGGCCGCGCAGCUGGAAGAACGUGAUCGUGAAGUUCGCAGAGUAGAAAACAUCUACGCCCUUCUUGCAGAGGCUGAUAAACUGUCGUUCGACUGUCCACAGAUGGCUGCUCUGGAAGAGAAGACCCGCGAGAUCGAGAAAUUCCGCCAGGACGUUAACGGUGCCCUCAUGAACCCCCAUAUCCGAUCGGUCCAGGAAGUGGAAGAGCUAGUGGAGUCCUCCCGCAAUUUCAACGUGGAGAUACCCGAGGUAGAAGGACUGGAACACAUCCUUCGGCAGAUGAAGUGGAAUGACGAGGCGCGUCGGCGACGGGAACAGUAUUUGACCCUCAAGGACUGCCAGGAGCUCAUCCUAGCCGGCGAACAACUAGGACUCUCGGAAACCAAUGACCAUCUCCUCUAUCUCAAGGACCUGUGCCGCCAUGGAGAGGCCUGGGAAGCUAAGGCCAAGGAACUGAUGUCCGUUGAGGCAGUCCACUAUCAACAGCUCGAAGCGCUGUCCGCCCAGGCAACCCGAUUUCCCGUCUCGCCCGAGACCCUCGCAGGCGUGGAUGCCAUAUUGACAAAACAGCGUGAGGCACAGAAAAAGAUCCAAUCCCUAUAUGAAAGGAGUAGGGAUCCUGACCUUCGAAACCGUCCCAAGUAUAAAGAGGUCCGCGAGCUUAUGGAGUCCCUGGAGGAACUAAACAGCCGGCCAACCGGUGCCCUUGAUCUGGAGCGAGAACAGAAACGUCACGAGGACUGGAUGAGGAAAGGCAAGAAAUUAUUUGGAAAGGCCAACGCUCCGCUCCACAUUUUGAAAUCCCACAUGGAGUACGUUGAAAAGAGAAACUCUUACUGUUUUGAUCUGGAAGAUCGAUGUCGGCCUCCGGUCGAACCGGCCUCGAGAGAUAACAGCCCAGACGGUCUUCUGGAGAAUAAUACUGCCCCCAGCAUGUGGGGAGGAGGAAAGUCACGCAAACGAGACGUGUUCUGUAUUUGCAGACAUUCGGAGGCGGGUAUGAUGAUCGAGUGUGAAGUCUGCCACGAAUGGUACCACGGCAAAUGCUUGAAGAUCGCGAGAGGCAAAGUCAAGGAAUUUGACAAAUACACCUGUCCUAUCUGCGACUGGCGCCAAAAGAUUCCCCGUGAUGCCGCGCGCCCCAAACUUGAGGAUCUUCAGGAAUGGCAGGCCGAAAUUGCCGGUUUACCGUUCCAGCCUGAUGAAGAAGAGAUCCUCGACAGUAUACUCAACCAAGCGACUACCUUCCGUGACUUUCUUCAGAGCUUCACCAACGCCGCCUGUACCACCACCGAAGAAGUUCCGACCCUGAUAUUUUAUUUGCGGAAGAUCGAGGGCGCCGAGGUUUUACUGGCGUACGAGACCAACUUCUUCCGACAAGAAAUCCAUAAGUGGGCGCCUGUGGCUCCGGAAGCCCCGCCGAUCCUAGAACAGUCUCUUUCCACUCGCAAGCCGCGCCCAACGAAGCAACAAAAGAUUAUGGCACAGUUGGGCGUCGAGCGUCCGGAAGACCUUCCACCUCACCUGCGCUCGAAACAGCCGAAUCUCGCCAAACGCAGAUCCAUUGACUCCCCAACCAGCAGACCUCCCCUCCUCCUGCCCGCACCUCACACUCCUACCGGCGACUCUCAUUCGGAUGCUUAUCGCUCGGGGCCUACUUUGGCCACGAUGUCAGACUCCCAAAACCCCCCUUACCCUUUCUCUGCCAAUUACUCUCUUCCCGGAAGUGACACCACACCGGCCUUCGCGCCAGAUUCUUCCGCAUUCCUACCCCACGCUGCGGCGCGUUCUCCUUCGUUCCCUGCUCGCUCUCCCUCCCCGCAUCACCAAGGGCUAGAUACGUCGCUCUUCAGUUCUCCCCAGUUCACUCGGGACCAAAAUGACACGGCCCCGGGCGUGGACGUCGAUAAUGAGGAUCCAUUUGAUAGUAGUCCGCGACAGAAUCUAGACGACGUGUUUGCAGACCUGACGAAUCAAGACGUCGAACCGGAUCCGGAACCCCAACAAGUGCUGGAACCUGAACUGGAACCCAUGGAGAACUCCCACGCUAUCGAGGCGCUCGAGGUUCUUGACGCUAGCAAUGAGGAUCAUUCUGAUCCUACGGACGAUGAAGCUUCACCUGACAGCAAACCCAAUGGAGCCGUUAAAGCCUUGACGGAAUCGGAAGUCGCAUCUAACGCGGACUUGGUUUAA